AUGGCCGACGAAGACACGAAGGAGGCAAAAAGCCUGCUGCAGAAACAAGAAUCCACAGAAGACAAACCCACCGAUACACAGAAACCAAUGUCGCUGCCGACAAAGGGAACCACCACCGAUCAAUCCAAAUCGCCGCAGAAGAAUAACAACAAAACAGACAAUAAUACACCUGGCAAUCAAUCAAAACCAUCUACUCCCUCGUCAUCAGCAAAGCUAUCUAAAGGUGCUGCCAGUAUAGACAAAUACAAUGAACUAAAAAAGAAACUCACUCAGCAGAUACUAAAAAAGCAAGAAAUCACUAACAAAUUAUCUAAACUUGAAGACACGAUAUAUCAAAAAGAAUCCGACUAUUUUGAAGAAAGUUAUUCUGGUAACAUAGUAAAAGGAUUUGAAAAUUUUUCAAAAUCAAGUGGUGGGGGAGCAGGAGGCACUGGUGGUGGAUCGGGCUCUUCUGGUUUUAAACGAAGAAUAGUCUAUACUGAAGAUGAUCAUAUUUUUAGUCUAAGUUCAAUUUCAUUUGUGAAAAAUAUGGUUAAACGACAUGGUACUGGGUACGCUACGAAUGGAUCUUUAGGUAAUGGUACUGCUUCGUCGAUUAUUAAUUCGAAGGAUGAUUUUGAUGAUUAUGAGGAUUCAGUUGAUCCAACAACUGCUAAUUUAGGAGUUAAACUGAGUAAUCCAAUUGCUGCUGCUGCUGCGUCAACGGAAAAUAACAAGAGUGAAACGAGUAGGUCCAGUACGCCUUCAAGAAAGAGAAAAGCAAGAACAAUAGAGGAUUAG
Messenger RNA from Lodderomyces orthopsilosis Co 90-125, 780 nucleotides. RefSeq names its product Eaf6p (gene EAF6). Lineage: Eukaryota; Fungi; Ascomycota; Pichiomycetes; Serinales; Debaryomycetaceae. Gene Ontology annotation, cellular component: NuA4 histone acetyltransferase complex. The transcript has a single exon. The coding region runs from base 1 to 780 and encodes 259 amino acids. The record is from RefSeq and is a predicted model, not a curated record.